AUGUGGAAUCAUUCGUUGACUAAACUCGUGAAGUUUCAGCCCACUUCUGAACAAAGAACGGAAAGGGUGAGAGCUGCCGAAGAAGAGGUGAUUCGAAGAGCGCAACAGGCUGCAAACUCUAUCAACCCUUGGCUUCGUGAGGUCACUACUGAACACGCGAGACUUUUCGUGGAAACGCUAAACAAAAGUCUGUGGAGGAUCCCACAAGAUGACUCCGUUUUUUCCACAGAAUUGGGGAAAAUUGAUGGGUGCGAUGUUGAGCGUAAAAUGAAGAUCGAAGAGACUGAGCCAAAGACCCUUUCCAAGCCCUCAUCCCCUCAAAAUGGCCUUAGUUCGCUAGAAACUCGCGAUGUUGAAUUGGCAUCGAAGACAAGUCAAUCUAUUGCCACUCAUUGUCCACAGCAGCCAAGCAAUUUGUCUUCACAUCGCCACAAAACACAACAACCUAGAGAAGCAGAUGAAGAAGCUUUGUCUAAUAAUUCUUUUGAACCUAAAAUGACUAGCAGUGCUCCAGAAGCUGUUCCAACAAAUUUUGUAUCCCCGAAAAACUCUCAAAUUCACUCAUCUCAUCAGUCGAACACCUCAUCAGCCGAAGCUCACGACACUCAACAGAACUUGAAAGAACUUGCCCCUGCUCCAAUUUUUACAAAAGCUGGCGAAAGCCGAAUCGAGGCAAAAAGAGGAAAUGCCGAUUGGUUGCAAAAGCAAAUGGAAAAUGAAGCGAUGGCCGCUGAAGCCCUGAUGUGCGUGAUUCCAACAAAGUUGGAGUUUUGUGAUGACAAUUAUCAACGACAUGAGAAAAAGACUUUCGCCGACAGCUGGAGUCACUCAGCAAUGGAAGUACGGAAACUGCUGGCACACGCAUCACGCAUUCGUCCACAUAACACUUCGGAUACUCUAUCGAUCAAUGACACACGAACAUGGAUCGAACAACUGAUCGACCCGAUUCUCAAGGCGAGCUCGAUGAUUCAAACGAACAUCCGAAAACUCCAUGAACAAAAACGAGAUCUUCUGAAUGUCGAAAAUCAUAUCGAAUAUUUGUCCACGAUUCGUGUGACCACAAUGAAAAUCAUUCCGCUGAAAUCUCCUCAAACUGUUUGUACAAACGUAGAAUGUGUGGAUUUCGAAAUUAUUGACGAGAAAAAGGUCCUUGUAUACAAGACGGUGUGUCACGAAGAUUGCAGGUUGCAUUUAAAUGCAAAUUUGCAAGAGUGCCAGGUGUUUGGUUGGACCAAAAAGUGCAAGAAAUGUGGGCAUCACAUCGAUGAGCACGAGCGGAUCAAAUACAAACAAAAGAUUUUCACUCAAUCAUUGGAAGCUCCGCAAAAACUAGCACAGAGUGAGGCUGAAACGAAGAAGAUGUCCAUAAAUCGCCUCGAAUCAUGCAUCAACACCUAUCAAAAGGAGUUCAGCUAUAUUCUGUUUGCGAUGGCCGCAUUCUCCACGUUUCUCGCCAAAAAGGGAAUGGCUCAGAAAAUCAAUAUCUUCGAUGAGCAUCUGAAAAAGUUACUCAACGAUGAAGUGACUAAAAUUAAAAGCGUUCCCGGGUUGAACCAGGACGAGUACCAUCAAUUGGCGGCGCUCAGAACGGAAUAUCAUCAAAGUUGUCGACGAUUCGCACAAGAACACACAACCGAGAUUUCUCUGCAAGAACUGCAAGAUAUUCGGCAGAAGCUCUUUUCUAUGCCGUUGACUGGGUCGAACAUUUCAGAGAUUUUCACGAUUCAUGUCAAAGUCGAUCAACAGGAUCAUGAGGCCGAAGUGAUAAAGCAUUCAGCUGAGAUGCUCACUGAA
Mesorhabditis belari is the source of this 1794-nucleotide messenger RNA. The record is from the annotation of a GenBank genome assembly. NCBI's taxonomy places the organism in Eukaryota, Metazoa, Nematoda, Chromadorea, Rhabditida, Rhabditidae.